ACUUCCGAUUGGCUGCUUCUAGUAUCGCCCUAGAAGGCAGAUUCCUCUAAUUGGUGAAAAAAGUUAAGGAGUUCGCGGGAGAAAAAGAGGCCAGUAGUUGCCAUGACAACACGCCGAAGCUGAAUCCUCGGACUUCUUUUUUGCUUGAGGACAGAUUUUAACUCUCCAUAAAGGGUUUUGAUUCCCGAACUGCACUUCCCGAGGGAGGGAACCUCCGGAAAAAGCCGAGGAAGACACUCACAUAGACCGCAGGUGGCAGGAAAUCGAGAGCCAUGAAUCUGGAGGAUCUGAGUUCGGUUUCUGCUCUGCAGGCUCUCUCUAAGCUGCUCAGCUCUCCUGAAGAGGAGGAAGAUGAUUUGGACCAGGUGUCAUAUCCAUCAUCGGCUGUUGGAGCCUUGAGCCCUGGGAAUAUUGGACCAGCAAAGAAAGAAGAAUCCAAAGUCAACCCUCCAAAUCACACUGAAAAUAGAAAGGACAUCUGGGAUCCGGAGGAGGUGCCAGAAGGUUUGGAAUUCGAUGACAUGUGGGACCCCCGAGAACAGCCAGAAUAUGACAUUAUAUUCAAACAGCAGGUGGGAGCUGAGGAUGUAUUCUUGGGCAUGACCAGAAAGGAUCCUUCUACAGCCUGCUGUGAGGACCUCUUGGUUAAAAUUAAAUUGCCAGGUACCAAGACUUCUGACGUCGCUCUGGAUAUCCAUGAAAAAAUUCUUGAUCUUCGUACCCCCAAGCAUAAGCUGCUCCUGCAUCUUCCCCAUCCUGUGGACAGCAAGACUGGCAAAGCAAGUUUUAUCACAGAAACGGAGACCCUUGAAGUCGUCUUGACCAUGAAAAGAGAGUUUGAUUUCAUUAAUUUUUUCUGAAAUCAUAAUGGGGGUAAGAUAAGACAGUGUCCAAUAAGAUUAGAAGUGUCAUCAGAGUCCUAGGAAAACUCCUUGUAUACUCAAUGGUUCUGCUGGCGACAAGAUCAUCCAUUUACUGGGGUGAUCACUAAGGAACUGAUUAGAUGUCAACAUGAUCAAUCUAGUAUUUAGAGCAAUGGAAAUGUUUAGACCAUAAAAUUCAUUUAGACAAUGUUUUGCAGACUCAAACCAAUGAAAGAUGCAGUGACAUAAGCCAUUGCUCAAAAAUUGGCCUUUAGGAUGGCCCAAACAAAACCAAAAUAAAGCGGCCUUAUUUCUUUGCUAUUUGGUUAAACUGUAUAGAUUUGGCUUAUGAUAAAGUAGUUGAAAUGUUCUUACAGUUGGUAUACAGGUUGUCCCAAAAGUUCUAGUGCAGAUAAAGCUUAAAAAUUUAAAACUGCACUCCAACUUUGGGGGCCAUUCUGUUUCUAAGUGUUAGUGUUUUUAUCGUACGAAGCUGUAAUCUUUGAGUGAUUUGGAUCUGUUUGAAGUAUUUAUUAUUAAUUGCAUUUAAAAACAUUUUUAAAACUUUUUUUUCUAGGCAGCCUUAUAAUUAUUACCAGUGCCUUUUUGGGGGGCGGCGGGGAGGAAAUCUCUGUGUUAGAUUGUGGUUUUCUGAAAAGCAGUUAGAGAAACAAGUGGCAUUCUUACCAAUUGUCUAUGUCUCCCUCAUUUCCGAUCUUUCUUCAUAAUUAGUGAUGUGUGUUAGUCUUUUGACCCCGUUCUUGUUAACUGUUCAAGUCUAUCUCUAGAUAAAAAUGGAUCCCCAUCCAUCAGAUCCUUCAUUAACAAGUUAGCAAUAAAAGAAAUCUCGUCUUCCAAAA
Antechinus flavipes (yellow-footed antechinus) is the source of this 1723-nucleotide messenger RNA. It is a transcript of the gene DNAAF6, whose product is annotated as dynein axonemal assembly factor 6. The record is from RefSeq and is a predicted model, not a curated record. Bases 273 to 860 code for a protein of 195 amino acids. The transcript has 7 exons. Gene Ontology annotation, biological process: axonemal dynein complex assembly; flagellated sperm motility. NCBI's taxonomy places the organism in Eukaryota, Metazoa, Chordata, Mammalia, Dasyuromorphia, Dasyuridae. Gene Ontology annotation, cellular component: cytoplasm. Gene Ontology annotation, molecular function: protein-folding chaperone binding; dynein intermediate chain binding.